Molecule: messenger RNA, 853 nt
Organism: Hyaena hyaena (striped hyena)
Lineage: Eukaryota; Metazoa; Chordata; Mammalia; Carnivora; Hyaenidae
Product: 5'-AMP-activated protein kinase subunit beta-1-like
Biological process (GO): signal transduction
Cellular component (GO): cytoplasm; nucleotide-activated protein kinase complex; nucleus
Molecular function (GO): protein kinase binding
Source: RefSeq, a predicted model, not a curated record
AUGCUGGGGAGCAGAGCCAGACCCCCGCCAUGGGCAACACGAGCAGCGCUGGAGCUGAAGGGCGGCCAGAAGACGCCGCGAAGGGACAGCUCCGGGGGCGUCAAGGAUGGGGACAGGCCCAAGAUCCUGAUGGACAGCCCCAAGGACGCCGGCCGACCUCUUCCACUAGAGGAAAUCAAGGCUCCAGAGAAGGAAGAAUUCCUGGCCUGGCAGCAUGACCUGGAAGUGAAUGAUAAAGCCCCUGCCCAGGCUCGGCCAACAGUAUUUCGAUGGGGGGGGGGUGGAAAGGAAGUUUACUUAUCCAGAUCCUUCAACAACUGGAGUAAACUUCCCCUCACGAGAAGCCACAAUAACUUUAAUAACUUUGUAGCCAUCCUGGACCUGCCUGAAGGAGAGCAUCAGUACAAGUUCUUUGUGGACGGUCAGUGGACACAUGACCCUUCUGAGCCGAUAGUAACCAGCCAGCUUGGCACAGUUAACAUCAUUCAAGUGAAUAAAACUGACUUUGAAGUAUUUGAUGCUUUAAUGGUGGAUUCCCAAAAGUGCUCUGAUGUGUCUGAGCUGUCCAGCUCCCCACCAGGCCCCUACCAUCAGGAGCCCUAUGUCUCAAAACCAGAAGAACAGUUUAAAGCACCGCCCAUUCUCCUGCCACAUCUGCUCCAGGUCAUCCUGAACAAGGACACAGGGAUUUCUUGUGAUCCAGCUUUGCUCCCCGAGCCCAACCACAUCAUGUUGAACCACCUUUAUGAGCUCUCUACCAAGGAUGGAGUGAUGGUGCUCAGCGCGACUCACCAGUACAAGAAAAAGUAUGUCACCACCUUGUUGUACAAGCCCAUAUGAAGAGCUGGGAACC